Messenger RNA from Fusarium poae, 381 nucleotides. RefSeq lists its product as uncharacterized. The record is from RefSeq and is a predicted model, not a curated record. The coding region runs from base 1 to 381 and encodes 126 amino acids. The transcript has 2 exons. Lineage: Eukaryota; Fungi; Ascomycota; Sordariomycetes; Hypocreales; Nectriaceae.
AUGCUUUUCAACACCUUUACUACGUCUGCUAUCGCAGCCUUUGCUCUUUUGGCAGCUCCAGUUGUCAGCAGUCCCAUCGAUACCAUCCCAGAGGGCCUCGAAUCCCACCUCCAGAGCCGAGCCAACGACGUGACGGUCAAAUUCUGGACCACCACAACAUGCCAUACUUCAAGAUCCAGAAAGGGUUUCAACAGCGGGCAUUGUAUCAAUGCUCUAGCUGGUAAAGACCAUGCCGUUAGCAUGCAAGAACGAAAGAGCACAAAGUGUCAUAUGAUUCGAUAUCGGGAGAAGAACUGCCAAGGCUACUCAGAGAAAGGCCUUAAUCUCCAUGACUGCUUCAACAUUGGAGACGAGUGGGAGUCUCUCAGGUUCAAGUGCUAA